This is a messenger RNA of Larimichthys crocea (large yellow croaker), 584 nucleotides long. RefSeq names its product NLR family CARD domain-containing protein 3-like. The record is from RefSeq and is a predicted model, not a curated record. The transcript has a single exon. The annotation marks the transcript as partial. NCBI's taxonomy places the organism in Eukaryota, Metazoa, Chordata, Actinopteri, Sciaenidae.
GCCUCCACAUCAUGUGUCACAUCCCAGUCUUCUGCUGGAUCUCUGCUACAGUUCUGGAGGUUCUGUUGAAGACCAGAGAGGGAAGAGAGAUGCCCAAGACCCUGACUGAGAUGUACAUCCACUUCCUGGUGGUCCAGUCCAAAGUGAAGAACAUCAAGUAUGAUGGAGGAGCUGAGACAGAUCCACACUGGAGUCCAGAGAGCAGGAAGAUGAUUGAGUCUCUGGGAAAACUGGCUUUUGAGCAGCUGCAGAAAGGAAACCUGAUCUUCUAUGAAUCAGACCUGACAGAGUGUGGCAUCGAUAUCAGAGCAGCCUCAGUGUACUCAGGAGUGUUCACACAGAUCUUUAAAGAGGAGAGAGGACUGUACCAGGACCAGGUGUUCUGCUUCGUCCAUCUGAGUGUUCAGGAGUUUCUGGCUGCUCUUCAUGUCCAUCUGACCUUCACCAACUCUGGAGUCAAUGUGCUGUCAGAAGAACAACAGAAAUCUGCAGAGACACACUUCUACCAGAGUGCUGUGGACAAGGCCUUAGAGAGUCCAAAUGGACACCUGGACUUGUUCCUCCACUUCCUCCUGGGACUUUCA